GCAAGAUGGCGGCGGGUGGGCAGCCUCGUGAGGAAGACGUGGAAAGGCCCAUGGCGGGCCCCUGCCCUCUCGGCUACAAGGCCGUUCCUAUCCAGUUCUCCGAGAAGCAGCAAUCUCCUCAUUGGCUGUAUAUGAAGGAGCACAAAGUGAGGGAGGGGACUCGCUCCCCCUACCCCAAGAGCCGCACCCUCUUCAUCCUCAACGUACCCCCGUAUUGUCUGGAGGAGGACCUGAUCCAGCUGCUGUCCUGCUGUGGUAAGGUCCAGUCCUUGGAGCUGCAGGAGAAGCCGGACCUGGCGGAGAGUCGGCCGGAGCCGCGAUCCCGAUUCUUCCAGCCCAGGCCGGCCACGAAGUUCCACGUGGCCUAUGUGGUGUUUCGGAAGCCGGCCAGCGUUCACCUUGCCAUGUCGUUAGGCCGGAAGGGCCCGUUGGUGAUCUCCUCAGAGAGCCGCCCCGUGAAAACUGGCAUCCAGAAAUGGAUCGCAGACUACUCAGCUUCGUUGGUGGACCCUGAGGCCCUGAAAGUCGAAGUGGACACUUUCAUGGAGAAAUAUGAUAACGAGAUCGCCAAGGAAGACGCCAAGGCCGAGGAGGAGGAAGGCGUCCCCGACAACGAGGGCUGGGUCAAGGUGACCCGCAAAGGCCGUCGGCCGGGGAUCCCCAGGACCGAGGCCGCUAGUCUGCGGCUGCUGGAGAAGGAGAAGCAGAAGAGGACCCGCAAAGAGCUACUCAACUUCUACGCCUGGCAGCACCGAGAGACCAAGAGGGAGCAUCUGGCCCAGCUGCGGAAAAAGUUUGAAGAGGACAAGCAGAGGAUCGCCCUGAUGCGGGCCCAGCGCAAAUUCCGCCCCUACUGAGCCCAAGCCUCCCCUUGGGUCCGUGCCUUCUCCCGGCCCCCUCGGAGAGGAAGAACACAGGAGCCGCAUUCCGGCUCCCGGGAGAGACGCCGUUCUUGCCUCUGUUCACGCCCCGGAGCGGCGUGGUGAUGAUGGGAGCCAGGUUUUGCCUCCCGCCUUGUGACGUUGUCCUUCCCGGAUUCUCUCCCCCAUCCCACAGCUGACAGCCAGGGUGGAGGGAAAGAGCCGGGAGGGAAAUGGAGAUGGGACACAACUGCUGCUUGUGGCAGCUUGUAAAUAAAAGACAGCUUUUGUUUCCUAAAU
Molecule: messenger RNA, 1160 nt
Organism: Tachyglossus aculeatus (Australian echidna)
Lineage: Eukaryota; Metazoa; Chordata; Mammalia; Monotremata; Tachyglossidae
Gene: RRP7A
Product: ribosomal RNA processing 7 homolog A
Exons: 7
Coding region: 6-857 (283 amino acids)
Biological process (GO): ribosomal small subunit assembly; rRNA processing
Cellular component (GO): CURI complex; UTP-C complex
Molecular function (GO): nucleic acid binding
Source: RefSeq, a predicted model, not a curated record